AUUAAUAUUCAUAAGUUAGCCAACGCGACUCUACUGAGAUCUGAAACAACAACAAGCCGAGCAGCCAAUCAAAAAGAGGCGCUAGUCACAGUCGCUCUACCCCGUGUAAAGAGGAGGACAUAGAGCUGAUGCAAACAUGCCUGAAGUUCCCUGCAGAGAACCCGAGUACUCAGAAAAUACUCCCAAGAAAAGAAAGCGAGAGGACGUCGACGGUUUUUCUGAGAAAAAGAAAUCGCGCUGGGGUAUUUUGAUUAGUCAAGGUUCAUGGGCGGAUCGUUCUCCACUCCAUGAAGCUGCGUCUCAGGGUCGACUUCUGGCGCUUAAGACUCUUCUCUCACAGGGUUACAGUGCAAAUAUCAUCACCAUUGAUCAUGUGACUCCACUGCACGAAGCUUGUCUGGGAGAUCACGUAGCAUGUGCCAGGGCUCUUAUAGAAGCUGGUGCCAAUGUGAAUGCCACGACCAUUGAUGGCGUGACCCCGCUGUUUAACGCCUGCUCAGCAGGAAGUGUCACCUGCACAGAGGUGCUUUUGGAACAUGGAGCAAAACCACAGGCAGAAGCGUGCCAGCCUUCACCAAUUCAUGAGGCCUCCAGCAAAGGCCGAGCAGCAUGUAUAGAGUCUCUCAUCUCGUGGGGAGCAGAUGUAGAUUAUGACAUCCCUCAUCUAGGAACACCUCUCUACAUUGCCUGUGUCUCCCAGCAGCUCCAGUGUACACAGAAACUUCUGGAUGGAGGAGCAAAUGUGCAGAAGGGCCGUUUCCUGGACACACCGCUGCACGCUGCAACACAGAAGGACUGUCCAGAAAUCAUCAGAGUGCUACUAGACUUUGGCGCUAACAUCAACGCUCGCAACCUGGAGCUACAAAGGCCGGUAGAAACAGUGCCACCCAGCAGUGCAGCAGAGGCUGUGCUUCUUCUUUAUGAGGCCACGCCGCGGUCUCUCUGUCAGCUGUGUAGACUGAGUAUCCGAAACUACAUGGGCCGAUCCAGACUGCAUCUGAUUCCACACCUCAAACUGCCUACUCUGCUCAAGAGUUUCCUCCAGUACAGAUAAAUUCUCUACCUCC
Sinocyclocheilus rhinocerous is the source of this 1067-nucleotide messenger RNA. RefSeq names its product ankyrin repeat and SOCS box protein 5-like. Gene Ontology annotation, molecular function: protein binding. NCBI's taxonomy places the organism in Eukaryota, Metazoa, Chordata, Actinopteri, Cypriniformes, Cyprinidae. The record is from RefSeq and is a predicted model, not a curated record. Gene Ontology annotation, biological process: intracellular signal transduction; positive regulation of protein catabolic process; protein ubiquitination. The transcript is spliced from 7 exons. Bases 137 to 1054 code for a protein of 305 amino acids.